This is a messenger RNA of Mollisia scopiformis, 1638 nucleotides long. RefSeq names its product cytochrome P450. The transcript has 2 exons. The record is from RefSeq and is a predicted model, not a curated record. Bases 1 to 1638 code for a protein of 545 amino acids. Gene Ontology annotation, molecular function: monooxygenase activity; oxidoreductase activity, acting on paired donors, with incorporation or reduction of molecular oxygen; iron ion binding. NCBI's taxonomy places the organism in Eukaryota, Fungi, Ascomycota, Leotiomycetes, Helotiales, Mollisiaceae.
AUGGGUAUAUUUUCCGAAAACAGCUUGCUACAACUACCUCCGUGGCAGCUGGUGGUAGCAGGACUGAUCGUCGCCCCACUCGUUUUCGUCGUGGGAUUCUGGAUCUAUACCACACCGAAUACUCUCACCGAUUCUCGACGGAAAUACCUCCCACCAGGUCCAAAGGCUCUUCCUUUCAUCGGGAACUACUUUGAUCUUGGCGACAACGAAGCCGUGCCUCGAAAAGCUGCUGCGUGGGCAAAACAAUAUGGAGAUGUGUUCUACACGAAAGUUGGAGGCGCGGAUUACAUCUGGUUAUCCUCUCCGAAAGUGGUGAAAGAUCUCAUGGACAAAAAAUCCGCCAUCUACUCCUCGAGACCGCCUGCUCCGCUUGCCUCGGAUGUGGCGUCUGCAGGAAGGAGGCAAUUGUUCAUGCCGUAUGGCCCGCGAUAUAGGACUGUACGAAAAAUCGCUCAUUCCUUGCUUAAUAUCACCAUGUCGACCGGAUAUCAGCCAGUUCAGGACUUGGAAUCGAAACAGCUGCUCUUCGACCUCUUGCAUGACCCAGAGCAUUUCUAUGACCACAAUCGCCGCUACUCAGCUAGUGUAAUCAUUUCCAUCACUUACGGGCACCGAAUCGCGACUUGGGAUAAUCCGCUCGCGAAGAAGGUCUACCAAGUUGUGAACAAUAUGCAAAAUUACGCAAGUCCGGGAAUGUGGAUGGUUGACACCUUUCCCUCGAUUCAACACCUCCCUCAAAUAUUCUUCGGAAAUUGGCGAGCGUUUGGGAAGAAAUGCCAUGAGCACGAUGCACCGAUCUACCUGGGACUCUGGAACGAUCUGAAGAAAGAAGUGCAAGAAGGAAAAGCGAAACAAUGUUUCUGUAAGGAUUUCUAUCAGAGUGAUCCGGAGAAGCUGGGCCUUGAUACCUUGCAAGCGGCGUAUCAAUGCGGUGGGCUCGUGGAAGCUGGGUCGGAAACCACGUCUGCGUAUUUGAAUACGUUUCUCUUAUUCGCAGCAAUGGACGAGGGGAUUGUGAAGAAGGCGCAAGAGGAGUUGGACAGGGUAGUAGGGUUUGAAAGGUAUCCUACUUGGGAGGACGAGGAGAAAUUGCCAUAUAUCAGGGCAGUGAUCAAGGAGCUGUUGAGGAUGAGACCCCCGAAUAAAAUUGGAAUGCAUCAUGCGACAACGGAAGAUGAUUGGUACGAGGGCAUGUUCAUCCCGAAAGGAUCUGUUGUCAUUCUCAAUUGGUGGGCAAUCAACUACGACCCCGACCGCUGGGAAUCUCCCCACGAGUUCAAACCGGAGCGCUAUCUGGGCUAUGAUCUUCCAGCCGCAGCAUACAUCAACAUCGCUGAUCCCAACGACCGAGACCACGUCUCAUAUGGUGCCGGCCGACGAGUCUGUCCCGGUGUUCACGUCGCAGAGAAGUCCUUGUUCUUGAACAUCAGUCGAAUCUUAUGGGCAUUCAAUAUAUCGAAGAAGAAAGUUAAUGGAGAAGUCAAAGAGCCUCUGAAUGCCAUGGUGCCGGGCUGGAUGUGUAUCCCACAGUCAUUUGAGUGCGAUAUUACGGUCAGAUCUGAUAAGCACGCAAAGAUGAUCGAAAAGAUCUGGAGUGAGGCUUCGGCUGAGAUUAAGUUGGAUGAGAAAAGAGGGUGA